Messenger RNA from Physella acuta, 3799 nucleotides. Its product is annotated as homeotic protein proboscipedia. Gene Ontology annotation, biological process: regulation of DNA-templated transcription. Lineage: Eukaryota; Metazoa; Mollusca; Gastropoda; Physidae. Gene Ontology annotation, molecular function: DNA binding; DNA-binding transcription factor activity, RNA polymerase II-specific. The record is from RefSeq and is a predicted model, not a curated record.
CUCUAGAUCUGGUCAAGUUGUGAGAUUUUCAGUCAAGUUGUGAGAUUUUCAGUCAUGUUGUGAGAUUUUCAGUCAAGUUGUGAGAUAUUCUGUCAAUUUGUGAUAUAUUCUGUCAAUUUGUGAGAUAUUCUGUCAAUUUGUGAGAUAUUCUGUCAAUUUGUGAUAUAUUCUGUCAAGUUGUGAGAUUGUGUUUUGAUAUAAAACUUUAUCCAGACCUUGAAGACAGUGCGUGUUGACAAAGGAUAGAAUUGGACAAAAGCCAAGAGAGACAACUUGUUUUAUUUCUUCCUUCACUUCUCAAGCUCUGGAUUCAGCUCCCCUUAGUUGUGACACGCUUUUGAUGGUUCCACUGGCCGGCAUUCAUGUCUGAGAGUGUGUGGCGGCAACAAUGUGGUCGGGACUUUAGGACAGUAACCCACACCUGCCCACAGUAACCCACACCUGCCCACAGUAACCCACACCUGCCCACAGUAACCCACACCUGCCCACAGUAACCCACACCUGCCCACAGUAACCCACACCUGCCCACAGUAACCCACACCUGCCCACAGUAACCCACACCUGCCCACAGUAACCCACACCUGCCCACAGUAACCCACACCUGCGCUGGUCAAGUACCAAGCUCAGAAGCUUCUACGUCACGCUCACACCAUUAAGACAGAUCGUUAAGACAUGCUGUUACAUUCGAGAGGAAAAAUUGAUGGUUCUCUCAGCAGAACGUGAAGACAGACAUUUGCUCUUGUAAAGACAGACAUUUGCUCUUGUAAAGACAGACAUUUGCUCUUGUAAAGACAGACAUUUGCUCUUGCCUUCUGAAUGUUCUUGACCUAAAUUGAGGCAUGACGACAAGUCUCCUUGACCUAAAUUGAGGCUUGACGACAAGUCUCCUUGACCUAAAUGUAGGCAUGACGACAAGUUUCCUUGACCUAAAUCGCUGUGAAUGAUGAUGUCGUCAGCCAUACCACCCCGACCCCUACUCGGUCUUCCCAGGGGAUCAACCCUCAGUGGAUUUAUGACGUCACCUUACCACUUGACCUCCAGAGAAAAUGGUUCGACCACGGUCGAUCACGGCAUGUACUCUCUGAACGUCACCACGGAGCGGUCGUCUCCCCGCCCCUCCCUGGGCCGUGCCGGGAUCAGCCAGGAUGUCCCACGUGACGUCAUCAAACCCACCAGAUCAGGUCGCCUAUCUGCCCCCAGCCCAUACACCCCGGGGGAGGGCGCCAUCAACCAGAAUUCAGGCGCCCCGUCACUGUAUCAGAGAGUUCACUCGCCCAUAGGGUACGCCAGCGGCCCCUCCCUUCAAACUGUGGGUAGUGUUGAUAUUCCCGCAACUUCUGAUGCGUGUUUUAAUUGGGCAGACAACCAACACAUUUCCGAGAGCGGCAAGAACGAGCAUCAAGGUUUUAUUUCCGAAGAGACAGUAAACACUUCCGGUCAUCACGGCAGCAGUUCAGCCGGCAGCAGUUCAGCCGGCAGCCGGAGACUGCGUACAGCGUACACCAACACCCAGCUCCUGGAGCUGGAGAAGGAGUUCCACUUCAACAAAUAUUUGUGUCGCCCCCGGAGGAUCGAGAUCGCCGCCUCCCUUGACCUGACAGAACGGCAGGUCAAGGUGUGGUUCCAGAACCGCCGCAUGAAGUACAAGCGUCAGUCACACGGCACCCGUGGCAAGGGCGGCGCCAUAGACAGCGACAGAGAGGAGGAAGCAGACGACAGCUUCAGCGACGUGGCAGGGGUCAAGGACGUUUGCAAGGACGAUGACGACACUGCUGAGAGUGUCGUGACUUGCCCACCAGAAGGUCAAAAUGUCAAGACAGACUUGUGUCGGUUAGACUCUGACGAUGAAAAAAGAAUCGUCUCUGUUGUUGAUAACUUUUUAGAAAUGAAAACUCCAAAAUCUUAUCCUACCCUCACCGGAAGUAGAAAACGCAAACUGGCAAGAAGCGUGGGUGACUUGAGCCUGGAGCCGGGCCUAGAGCCGGGCCUAGAGCCGGGCUCACCUCAGAUAUACAGCAGUGCCUCGUCUCACGACUCCGGUCUGUGCUCUCCCGGGAGUCUACACAGUACCUCCAGCCCUACACCCUCUACACAGGCGCCCUCUACACAGGCGCCCUCUACACAGGCGCCCUCUACACAGGCGCCCUCUACACAGGCGCCCUCUACACAGGCGCCCUCUACACAGGCGCCCUCUACACAGGCGCCCUCACGGAACAUUGACAGCAUCAAGACAACUCCACUGUACAUCAAGACCGAGCAAAUGUCGGCCCCACAUAAGAAAAGAAAAGCUCCAGUAGGUCAGGUGACCACUGCCCACCCACUAGGUCAGGUGACCACUGCCCACCCAGUAGGUCAGGUGACCAUUGCCCACCCAGAGAGUAACAGAUUGGUCCAUCAGAGCUUCCAGUCCCCACGAUCAUUGCAGUGUCAGCAGACUGAUCCAGAACAAUUGUGCGAUUUACAAACUUUAGAUCAGUUCUACUCACACAACACUGACCUUAACCUUCAAACCCGGAAAGAUUUCGAUGCGGUCACGGCGACCUCUAGACCACAACAGAGUCGCUUCCUGUCCUCACCCCACCCCACGUGUUACGACGCGCCCUCUUCCUAUGGGCGUAUGUCUCCAAACUGGGCCGAUUUCUCUUCGUAUGAGUACACGAACAACCCGCACAACCCGCACAACCCGGCAGCUUACAGCAGCAACCAGUCGGGGCAUGCACUCUACACUCACCUUUACGACAGCUAUGGUUGUCAUAGCGACAGCAGCUAUGGUUGUCAUGGUGAUAAUGCGAAUACAUUCAAUUCAGGUUUCAAUUCGUUUCAACAUGUGAACAGUGUGGAGGGGUACAGCAGCCUGUAUGGCCAACGAUCUGACAGGUCCCCCACGAUCCCCAUGCACGUGCACGGGUUUGUCGCGACACCCCUCACUCCCAGCCACUCCAGCGGUGCUCACCUACCCCGUCACGUGACCGACAGUUUCUCUCACGCGCGCCAGCCGUUAACAAUGUCGGACAGCGCCCACGGUUACCAUGACAACAACAACACGCGAGGGAUGAAAAAUGAGAGUUUAAACGAGCCGUAUGAAUACCCCGUUGACUUGAAUACAAGACAGACUCUUGCUUUCCCACAGUCGAACACCAGCGACUGUAUGGAGGCGAACAUUGGCUCGCCCGGCGCCCCCCGAGAGCUCUACACAAACCAGGACCAACGCGCCAACAACGGCCGGAUGUUGGCGCACCUGAAGGGUGCCGACACGUACCGCGACACUUCAGUCGUGAACGGCAAGUCAAAUGGGACUGCCAAGUCUGACGUGACUGCCAAGUCAACUCACCUGUCAGAAAAACAAAGUUUGACUGACAUGGACUUGUACCCAAGGGGAGGAUGCUCGAGCGACGGACUUAAUGCUUCCAGUUUCUGCUCUAGCUACGGCUGGCAGGCUUCUAAGCCUUUCAAUUCAGAUUUAUUCGAGACAGGAUAUGACGUCAAAGACGGUUAUUACUCACAACUAGGGACAGGAUGUGACGUCAGAGGCGACUACUACAAACAGUUUGGUAAUGAUCAGAGAGCUGAGUCGGCCACAACCUCAGCCUACAACACACACCAGCCUCCACACAACGACCAGACACAGGCCUGUGUAGCUUACUACGGCUCCUACCCCAAUACCCACCCUGGCCCCCCCAAUACCCACCCCGGCCCCCCCAAUACAAACCCCGCCUCCCGGACUUUGUAUCAGGAAACUUUCUCGCAGUAUCAACAGACGGCCGAGAGGUCGGACUUUCAGCACGUGGUCAGUCUUUAG